AUGUGCGCUUCCCCGCUAGCCGGUUUCGAGCUGCCACCUCGCCUCACCCUGAACGAAGAACUCGCUCGAUCUGAGAAGCAGCGAUACGGUGGCGGGCGCAAAGAGUGUCGAAAAGGCGAGCCAUGGUCUGAGACAGAGCAUGCUGCUUUUCUGGCAGGCCUGCGCCAGCUCGGGAAGGGUCAGUGGAAGCACAUCAGCCUGCUGUAUGUCCCAAGCCGCACGCCCACCCAGGUGGCCAGCCACGCUCAGAAGCACUUCCUGCGCGCCGCCGGGGCCACCAAGCGCCGCAGCCGCUUCACGGCUGUCGAGGCGGCGGUGACCCACCAGCAGGCGCUCGGCGCUCGCAGCCCUCCGGGCGACGCGACCGCCGGCCAUGCCACAGCGCUGUCGCCCCCCACCGGCGCCGAGGCGGCGCGCUGCUCCCCCGCCGCGCAGCCCUCCGGCGACGCCUCGGUGCCGCUGGGCGCGCUGCACCCCACCGCCCUCCUCCCGCAGCCAGGCGCCGUGGCGGAGGGCAAGCCGUUCUUCCCCCUGGGCCCGCACGGCAUCCCCAUCCUGCCCACCACGCCCGGCCGCAUCAAGGGCUCUGCCAGCGGCUGCGCGACGGACACGGGCUCGCUGGCGGCCCUGGCCGGCGUGGCGGCGGCCCUCAGCCAGGACUCCGACAGCUUCUCCGGGGUCUGGCCGUGA
Messenger RNA from Auxenochlorella protothecoides, 690 nucleotides. Its product is annotated as Transcription factor MYB1R1. The coding region runs from base 1 to 690 and encodes 229 amino acids. Lineage: Eukaryota; Viridiplantae; Chlorophyta; Trebouxiophyceae; Chlorellales; Chlorellaceae. Gene Ontology annotation, molecular function: DNA binding. The record is from RefSeq and is a predicted model, not a curated record. The transcript is spliced from 4 exons.